Molecule: messenger RNA, 2666 nt
Organism: Nerophis lumbriciformis (worm pipefish)
Lineage: Eukaryota; Metazoa; Chordata; Actinopteri; Syngnathiformes; Syngnathidae
Gene: trmt44
Product: tRNA methyltransferase 44 homolog
Biological process (GO): tRNA methylation
Molecular function (GO): tRNA (uridine) methyltransferase activity; metal ion binding
Source: RefSeq, a predicted model, not a curated record
GAGCAGCGUUUCGCCUUGUUUACGUCAUCAGGUAGCGACAAUGUUUUUGCCGUAUUUUGGUACUUCAAACGCACCAAAUUGUGGAUUUUACACUGACUUUUACGACCAGAUUAGGGUUAGGUGAUUGAACUAAAUAAACAUCUGUUUUCUUCAAAUCAAAUAUAUACUUUUAUAUUGGAAUACGAGCUCCAAGGGCCGGUUUUGCAACACCGGAAAGUUAGCUAGCGAGCUAACUAAAGGUACGCACGUUUCGUUGUGCGUCUCUUCAUCUUGAAUAUGCCUAAAUUAUUCGACAUUGAAUUCCCAGAAGAGUGUCAAACCAACCCCGAUAGGUUCUGGUCGGCUGUUGACGUGUGGUUAAAAAAGCCUCAUGUCGUCAACAAGCGGCUAUGCGGGGUAAAAGAGACAGAAAGUCAAAAUGUGAACGGCGCAGUAUUGAGUUUGGUGCUAGGCAAUGAUGAACUUCCUAAGGACGUGUUAAACUUCAUCACCACGGCAUGUACACACACACUUUCCUACAAUAUAAGGACUUUUAUUCCAAAAGUUAACAUUUAUGGGACCCACCUGCACAAAGAGAUUGUUGUUAAAGAUUUUGAAUGCCAGAAAGUGACAUUUAUUCCAUUUGAGGAGGACGAAGAAGGGAAAGUGUCUCUGAAAAAGUGCAACGUUUACCAGAUUCAGCUGCGCCUUACAGACUGUGAGCAAUUGCUGUUGGAGCUGCACGUGUUGACCGUGGACGGUUGGCACUGUGACGGCGUGGCCUACCCGAAGCUGGGGUGGCUGUCGACAGAGCUGCUACCAAAGCUGCUGCGCUGGUCUGUGGACUGCAAGAGCAGCGACUUUACGAGCACACUGUCUCUGCUGCCGGUGGAAAAGUACAGCUUGACAUACCAGCAACUCAAAGACAAGUACAAGGCCAUGGUCAAGGUUUGGCCCGAGGUGACAGAUCCAGAGAAGUUUGUUUUCGAAGACGUCGCCAUCGCCACUUAUCUCCUGGUGCUUUGGUCCGAGGAGCAGACGGAACAUGAUCUUAAAACAAAACAAUCCUUCGUAGACUUGGGCUGUGGAAAUGGUCUUCUGGUGCACAUUUUGACGAAUGAAGGGCACCCGGGUAAAGGCAUUGACGUUCGUAAGAGGACUAUUUGGGACAUGUAUGACUCCAACACGCUGCUGGAGGAGCAAGCUAUCACUCCCGGUGAUAGCUUUUUAUUCCCAGAUACUGAUUGGCUAAUUGGGAACCACUCUGACGAGCUAACACCAUGGAUCCCUGUCAUCGCGGCCAGGUCGUCUUAUUCCUGCCGGUACUUUGUCUUACCGUGCUGCUUCUUUGACUUCUUUGGCAAAUACCAGCGGCGUCACAGCCAAAAGUCGCAGUACAAGGAAUACAUUGACUUCAUCACAGACAUUAGCCGAGUCAGCGGCUUUGACACACAGAUGGACUGCCUCAGAAUACCCUCCACCAAGCGGGUUUGUCUGGUUGGUAGGACCCGUAACUACCAGGCGUUUGACGAGGCGCAGGUGGAAGACCGGAGAGCUCAAUACAUACAGAGUCGAGGGUCUGCGGUCAAGAAGGAUCACGUGAGCAGCAGCUGGGGAUCGGGGUUCCAUCCCCGAGAGAAGGUGGAAGUCGUACGAAACUGCGGCACUCUUUCUCGGGACUUUGUAGACGACGUGGUCAUACGUGUCGCUGAUGCUCUGCUGAGGAUGACGGCGGAUGGUGACCAGAGUUCUUCUAGCUGGAACACAGGAGGCAGCUUGUCAUUGGGCGAAGUGGCAUUGUUGUUGCGUCAGGAGACGCUCCAGAAACUGAAAAAGGAAUGUGGCGGCCUCCAGACGCUCCUGAAGAACAACCAUCAAGUUUUUGAAGUGGAAGGAGGAAGCGUUCACUUACGAGAUUGGCGGGACGGAAGGCACCCGAGGGCGGGCUCCAAGAAAAGGCCUGUGGCCCUGGGUGCCCUCAAAACACGUCCCUGCUGGUUUUACAGCCACCACCCUCAAGGCUGCCCCCUGCUGGCACAGCAGUGCAGCUUCGCUCACGGACACGAUGACCUCCGACCUUCGAACAGAUCUUCGAAGAAAAGCAAACGUGACGUUUGACUAUUUUAUUCAUUAACACUCACGUGACUCCUAAACAUCAGAAUUUUUUUUAGUAACAAAAAAAGUCCUCUUGGUUUUUGCUAACCCUCCCGGGAGACUCCCAAUUUCACUGCACUCCCAAUAUUAGUCACGUCUGCUUUUCAUCCAGUCCAACGUCACAUGAUAUGUGCGGCUUUUGCUAACACACAAGUGAAUGCAACGCAUACUUAAUCAACAGCGAUACAGGUUACACUGAGGGUGCCCGUAUAAACAACUUUUACACUGUUAGAAAUAUACGCCACACUGUGAACCCUUGCUGUUAAAUUCCCAAAAUGUUUAAGUUUUUGUAUGACAAAACAAUUAAUCUUUCUAGUAAUGAUACGAAUCUAGUUUUGGAAUUACAUUUCUUAUGGAUGGAAGGAUGAAUUACAAUUUUAUUCUUGUUAAAUUAUUUUUUGAUAAUAUAAGUUUUUUCAAUUUUACAAAACCACAACUUUUUUUUCAACUUGUUUUAAGGACUUUCUCCUAAUUUUACAAUAGUUUUUUUUGCAUAAUUUUAGUUGUCAUUUUCACUUACAAUAAAAACCUAA